Molecule: messenger RNA, 5776 nt
Organism: Xyrichtys novacula (pearly razorfish)
Lineage: Eukaryota; Metazoa; Chordata; Actinopteri; Labriformes; Labridae
Source: the annotation of a GenBank genome assembly
GUCAUUUCCGCUAACAUUAGCCGCCGGUGUUUGUUGACAGCAACGCCGCACAAAGCUUGAAACACUAUAGCUGUACUUUAUUGUGUAGGCUGGACAAAAUGGCAUUAUCCAACUCAUACAAACUCAGGUGCUCUAUCCCGGGCCAUGAAAUGGAUGUCCGGGGCCUCGCAACAGCAGAAUUUCCAGAGGGAGCUUUCGUGUCAGUAUCCAGAGACCGCACCGGGAGAGUCUGGGUACCAAACUCAAGGUAUGCUAGUGUUAGCAUGCUACAGAGUUUCUGUUUGGUUGCUGCGGUUUAAUACAGCACAUUUGUAACUCUGUUGACAAGACAUAUGUCACGUAAACAGCAGCACACCAGCCCACACACCCCAGUGAAGUUAAAAAGCAGUUAUGUCUCAUGCUAACUUUGAUAGUGAAGUUAAUUAGCAAGCACAUUGCUAACGUGUACUCAAUUUAGCUUUGUCAUUCAUUCAACUCCAGCAGCUCUUAAAACAGAAAGGAAGAUCAAAUACUUAUCUGUUCAUCCUUUUGAGGCUGCUGUUGUGUAUUUCAAUUGUCUGGGACUCUAACUUAUCAUAUUUAUGACUAUAUGACUGAUAUCUCCCUAUUUCCUGAGUUGUAGUCUGUGUUUCUUAUCCAUGUCUUGUCUCUCUGUCUCCUCCUCAGCCCUGACAAAGGCUUCACAGAGAUGCACUGUAUGACCGGUCACACAAAUUUUGUAUCCUGUGUAUGCAUAAUAGCACCAAGUGAGACAUAUCCUCGAGGACUCGUUGCCACAGGUGGAAAUGAUAAUAACAUUUGUGUUUUUACACUGGACCAACCUCAACCCCUUUUCAUGCUCCAGGGUCAUAAAAAUACUGGUGAGUUCACAUUUGUUCACAUUUACCUCAACAUCCUGUAAGAUCUACAGGUGUUUGCCAUCAUGAAACAUUACUUAAUCCCAACUUUAUAACAUUUUAUCUCCUUAGUAUGCACGCUGUCUUCUGGGAAGUUUGGGACGCUUUUGAGUGGCUCCUGGGACACGACAGCCAAAGUCUGGCUCAAUGAGAAGUGUAUGAUGACUUUACAGGUAUGGUAAAUCAGGGCUUGACUAACCUUUUACACAUUGAGCACAUGCGCUUCAAGUUGAAAAAGUAAGGAGCACAUAAAGAACUUAAAGGGCACAGUAAAAAUUGAUCAAAUAAUGUGUGUCUUAUUGGUUGACAUAAGUACUAUAAUUUGAAAUCAAUAUUAGGUCUUUUGGGCACAUGACAUGGAAGCUAUUGAAGAAAAUGUUAAAAAUCUGCCUUUGAAAUUUAACACAAAAAAUUUUCAAGGAAAAAUUGGGAAAUAAAAAGGUGUGUCUUAUGGUCGACAUACGUACUGUUAUUUGAAAUCAAUUUUGGGUCUUUUGGUCGCAUGUAAUGGAAGCUAUUGAAGAAAAUGUUGAAAUUUUGCCUUUAAAUUUAACACAGAAAUUUUUAGAGGACAAAUUAGGUCAAUUGGUCACAUGACAUAGAAGCUAUUGAAGGAAAACAGCCUUUUUUUUUGAGGACAUCAACAGGUAAUUUAUUGAUGGUCCCUUAUUCAACACCCGAUGUAUACAGCGAUGGUAUAGAGAGUAGAUUUAACCGCGCUGCUGUUGCCACUCCCGGCUAUGGAGAGUGAGAAGAUACCUGUCGAUCUGCGGUGAAUGUCCAUCGAAUAUCCAACCUAAAACUAACUUCACAGCAGUAUUUAUAUGGAAAACAAUUCGUUGCCUCGGCUGAUUUUUCUCUCCCCCCGUGCCCCUAAAUACAUUUUACAAUUCUCACACCUCUAUUGUGAGUCAAAUUCAAGUGAAACAGUCACACUGUAGAGCCCUGUGAAUAGUUUUUCUUAUGUCUCCACUUUUCCCUUUCUAACACAGACUGGGGGCAACAUUUGAACUUUUACCAUAUGCUUUGAGGUUUAUCCCAAAUUUUAUCUUUAUGUUGUAACAAAGCAACAUCUCUGCUUGUUUCUUUGCUCCAGGGUCACUCUGCAGCAGUGUGGGCAGUAGUCAUCUUACCUGAACAAGGCCUUAUGCUUUCUGGAUCAGCAGAUAAGACUAUCAAACUUUGGAAAGCUGGCCGAUGUGAGAAGACGUAUACAGGUGAGAGAUUGAUUGAUGAUACUUUCUUUUGUCUUUUGAAUCAGUUGUUUUGACUCACCUGCACUUUGAGCUAUUAACCAGACCAUGAGAGGAUGGAUUGUUAUGGGAAACACUUGUGGUAUUUUCUUGAAUCUUAGGUCAUGAAGACUGUGUCAGAGGACUAGCAGUGAUCAGCAGUGCUGAGUUCUUCUCCUGCAGCAACGACGCCAGUAUCAGACGGUGGCUCGUGACAGGCGAAUGUGUACAGGUCUAUUACAGCCACACCAACUACAUCUACAGCCUGGCCGUCUUCCCCAAUAGCCAAGGUUUGUCCAUAUAUAUGAAUAUUUAAAGUGAAUGGGAGAAUUGAAGCAGACAGCUGCAGCUUGAUUUAUUUAUUAAGCCUGCAUCCAUUUAUUCAGUGGUAAGAUGUCUCUGUCUGACUCAGACUGGUGCUUUUCCUGUUAGAUUUUGUAAGCACAGGAGAGGACAGGACCUUGAGGAUAUGGAGGAAAGGAGAGUGCUCUCAGACCAUUCGCCUGCCUGCCCAGUCUGUGUGGUGCUGCUGUAUUCUUCCCAACGGUGAUAUAGCAGUUGGGGCCAGGUAAAAGAACGACGUUUCCCAUCUUAAGAUGUGGUAUUUCUAUAAGCAGAUCCAUAAUCUCUUGGUUAUAAUGCUGCGUUCGAGUUACCUCGAAAGUCAGAUGUCAGAGCUGAAAACGACGUCACACCGAGUUCCCAGCGUUUCAGUUACCGAGUUGGAAAAAAGCAAAAUCAGAGGCCUAAAACAAGAUGGCUAUAUCUACGAAAGUUAUUUUACCGUUGCCUUUAUAUUUGGACAAGGCAAGUGCUAAAAUAACUUUGGUAGAAUUAGCCAUCUUGUUUCUGCCUCCGAUUUUACUUUUAUCCGACUACGCUGGUAACUUGGGUGUGACGUCAUUUUCAGCUCGGACUUCUGACUUCUGAGGUAACUCGAACACAGGAUAAGUAUAUAAGUGAAACAUUAAAGCUACUUUGUUCAAGACUCCACAGCUUUUACUCAUGAAAACAUUUCUUGUACCCACCAACAGCAUUUCACGUCUAACCCAGAUGUUGCUCUUGUACUUACAGUGACGGCAUUAUCCGAGUGUUUACAGAAGUCGAGGACCGCAUGGCCAGCGCAGAGGAUCUGCAGGCCUUUGAGGACGAGCUCUCCAAAGCCACCAUCGAUCCAAAGACAGGCGACCUCGGAGACAUCAAGAUGGAGGACCUUCCUGGAAGAGAACACCUCGAUGAACCUGGUUAGAAAAUAGCCUGACAUCGAUUUCAAACAAAUGAAUAUCAUCAUCACACUGCUUGAAGGAAUUCAGCAUGGUUUUGUCGGCAUGUUUCCUCCAGGGAAUCGUGACGGACAGACACGGCUGAUUAAAGAUGGACAGAAGGUCGAGGCGUACCAGUGGAGUGUCAGCGACGGACGCUGGAUGAAAAUCGGAGAUGUGGUUGGAGGUUCAAACCAGCAGACCUCCAAAAGUGUGAUGUAUGAGGGAAAGGUAAGAAUGAAAGCUUAUGAACAAAUCAAAACAUUUACUCACUCAUUCCAUUGCUCAUUAUUGAUUAAAAAUGACUCCUUAUCUCCUCAGGAAUAUGAUUAUGUCUUCACCAUUGAUGUGAAUGAGGGCGGGCCAUCCAUGAAGCUGCCUUACAAUGUGUCAGAGGACCCCUGGCUGACAGCACACAACUUCUUGCAGAAGAAUGACCUCAGCCCCAUGUUCCUUGACCAGGUUGCCAAUUUUAUAAUCACUAACACCAAAGGCCACGUGGUGGGACCAGCUCCGCCUGCAGGUGGUGACCCAUUCACUGGUGAGUCUUCAACAUAGAUACUCUCAUUUUUCUUUUUUUGUCUUUUACUCACAUACUGUUCAGUUUGUCAGUUUGUUUUUCUCAAACUAGGUGUGUGUAUUUUCAUUGACAGGAGGAGCCAGGUAUAUCCCUGGGUCCUCAGAUGACAGACCAGGCUUUGGAGCAGAUCCCUUCACAGGUACGGUAUGCUUACUUACAGAUUUGCACUUAGUUACAACCACUAGAUAGACUUAUUUCACAGCCGAGUUUCAUCAACAGGCUCUGGUCGCUACAUCCCCGGGUCUGAUCCCACCCCGAGUGCUCCAGGAGGUGUGGCAGAUCCAUUUACAGGUGAGUUUGGCACAUUCAAAGUGCACAUCUUAAAAAUUGUACUGUAGUAUUAUAAAAAUUAAGUUAGCUGCAUUCGGAAAUUUGGAAAGAUAAGCUAAAGCAGCUUCCACGUAAUGAACCCAUGGAUGCAUUUCUCUUCUCUUCAAUAAAAUGAUACAAGAAAGUUGGACUUUUAUUUUUUGUCUCUCUGUUUUAAGUUGAUUGGGUAAUUCUCAUUCCAACUCUGCAGGUGGAGGUGCUUACUCUUCGGCAGCCCUCAGUCAGAAGGCGACCAACAUCUACUUCCCCAAGACUGAUGGUGUGACCUUUGAACAAGCCAAUGCCCAGCAGAUCAUUGGUAGGCAUUUCAGGUUUAAUCACCUCAUGCUGUCACCAGCUCCUCUUGUCCAGGAAUAAUCCAAGAGAUGAAAUCACCUGAUGUAUCAACCUUUUUUUUUGCGAGUUACUCCUUUAAGGGCCUUAUAAACUAUUGUUUUAGACUUUUGAGUAUUUUCCUAAUUUAGCUUAAUUGUUUUUUCCUCAUAAAGCCAAGUUAAAGGAGCUGAAUGGAGGCGCCCCCCCGGAUCAAAAGCUCUCUGAAGAAAUCCUGGAAAGUCUUGACAGCCUGCUGAUGUCGGUGUGUGAUCCCAGUUCUUCCAGAUCUCCUCCAACCAUCCAACAAAUCAGCCUGCUCUGGAAGGCGUCUCACUGGCCUGAAGGUACGAGCGAACCCGGUUUAUAAAUGUUUUGUCUUGUCUGUGUCUGUGAUUGAAGGUUCUUGAGUUUGUAACCGUCGACUCACCACUUUCCCUUUUCCUCCCUCCUGGAUUCUAGACAUCGUGUUUCCUGUCCUGGACAUUAUGAGACUGGCUGUGAGACACCCGCAGGUUAAUGAGAGCCUCUGUGGCGAGGCAGAGGGAGUCCAGCUGUGCAACCACCUGCUGAGCCUGAUGAGGCCUGAGGGGCGCCCUGCUAACCAGAUGCUAGCCCUGCGGACUCUGUGUAACUGCUUUAGCGGCAGGCACGGCCGGGCCCUCCUCAUGGCCCAGCGUGAAACGGUGCUGUCACGUGCCGCCGACUUGGCCUCCGUCUGCAAUAAGAACAUCCACAUCGCCUUGGCCACCCUGGUGCUUAACUACUCAGGCUGCCUGCACAGCCAACCUGAUCUGGAAGCCAAGGCUCAGUGCCUGUCUGUGGCCAGCAGAGCUCUGGAGACCGUUCAAGACAAGGAGGCUGUUUUUAGGCUCUUGGUGGCCUUGGGAACCACUGUGGCUUCAGACCAGACAGCCAAGGACCUGGCGCGCUCCCUGGGGGUCAACUCUCAAAUUUCCAAGUACACGUCAGUGACAGAUCCGGCGAAGGUUGGCGAGUGCUGCCAGAUGAUUUUAAAAGAACUUCAAUGAUGUGAAUGAUUAGAAAAAAAAGAGCACUUGUUUCUUACUAUUACUCUGUUCUGCCUGAUUGGUUGUGGUGGAGACUUCGAUAAUUGUAUGUUCUGCAAUAAAAAAGGACAAAUGAAAUCUUUGCGAAUGCCAA